Lytechinus pictus (painted urchin) is the source of this 5013-nucleotide messenger RNA. RefSeq lists its product as uncharacterized. Gene Ontology annotation, cellular component: SCF ubiquitin ligase complex. The transcript has 2 exons. Bases 1219 to 2211 code for a protein of 330 amino acids. The record is from RefSeq and is a predicted model, not a curated record. Gene Ontology annotation, molecular function: ubiquitin-like ligase-substrate adaptor activity. Lineage: Eukaryota; Metazoa; Echinodermata; Echinoidea; Temnopleuroida; Toxopneustidae.
CAGCAACGAAGUAUUGUGACACCACAGUAAUGAAUGAAUUCAUAUGUAAAUGUACAUUUACAAGUUCUAUUUCUUGGUGUGAAAGUCUCUCUUCUGUUUAAAUGUCACUGAAUAUAAUGUAUACAUUUCCAUGGUCUAACAUGUCACUUAAGUCCAUAUGUCUCUUUUCAUGGUCAAGAUAUUUUUCUCUGUAUGCCACUUUUAAUACAUAUAUCUACAUGCUGUUUCGUGGUCUAAAUUGUCUUUUUAAAUGUCACAUAGAUGUAUCUGUUUGUGGUUCUCUCUCCCCCCUCUCUAGUUGUCGCUUGUUCAGUACCUUUUCCAUGUCUAUUUAUUUCCUUUUUCUUUCUAUGACUAUUAUUAUGUCAAUAUUGUCUACAGAUGUUGAUGAAUAUUUUCUUUUCUGGGGUCUGUUUCAUAAAACUUGUUAUAAUAAAAAAUCUGCAUUAACAGUAAAAAGCUACCGAAAUCACUCAAUCUGAUUGGCUGAUGGUAGAUUUGUUAUAGAAAAAGUGCAUUGGUUAGUAUAACAAGUCUGUAUGAAACGGGGACCCUGUUUUGUUAAUGAUUUCAGACAUGAUCACAUUGAUUUGUAACAGUUUGGGAGGAAGAGUACUCAUUUCACCAACUGAUAUAAUAUAUUGUUGUACCAUUGACAGGUUUACAAGAAUAAACAAAUAAAGAACAGUUUCUAUCAACUGGACUGAUAAAUAUUAAGAGAGUGGUUUUACAUCCAUUUCUGAACUCUCUUUGAGGUUGUCUUUGCUAGUGGCAGAAAGGACUGUUGUCACCAAUUGGCUUGAAUACUCUUUGCUGUAGUUCAUAGUACUCCAACAACAUAUGAUUGUGCCCCUAAUGGCAAGGAAAAUUUCCUACCACUAACCGUGGAGGAUCCAUGCACUAACUCGCACAAACCGGACAAAAAAGAAAAUCACAGAUUGCUUUAAGGAAACAUUCUCUGCCAAUAGAGCUUAACUACUAGUCCAGUCGAUAAGAUUAAUGAACAUAGUUGCAGUUUUAUGUCAUAAGAAAGUCUGUAAAACCAAGGUCAAUUGUCACUAUUCUAGAUCUAGCUCUGGUUCAUGAUAAAAUAAUAAAAUCUAAGCUGAAAAUUGAUCACAUUGAAGAUCACCAACACAGAUAAGCACCUGUGGGACAGUGUAUUAUCGUUUUGAAAAAGACCCGACAUUAGGAUGGGAUGCCAUGCUUAUGUACUGAAUGGAAAUUCACAUCAUUCACAUCAGUUUUAUUUUUUUUCUACAGGCUCCUUUAGAGAUCUUAUCAGAUGCCUGGCUUCUGGAUAUGAGUGGGCCUAAGUGGAAAUGGCAAGAGAUGAGAGUUUGCAAUGAAGAGUUUGCAGCGCCGCAAAUAUGGCAACAUCCAGCCUGCAAGGUUGGAGACACAGUACUAAUCUACUCCACACCCAGACAUCAUAAAGCUUACGGUGUCAAUCGAAAGCGGAACCAUGUGACCAACACGCCGUCCCCCACCAGACCGCAUAUGAAGCAGACGCACAAGAGCAGUCGAGACCAGGUUCAGAGCUCGCAUCGCGGUCAGAACAAUCUCCAGAGUUUAUUCCGUCGCGGUGAUGGAUCGGGCGGGUCGGGCCGAUCAGCCGUGUCGGGUAUCAAGGAUAGUAUGAAUGGGUGUACAAAUUGCGGAGUGAAUAACAGCCGUAAAGACGCUACACCUGAGACCGUGAAACCUAAAUACCAUGGUGGUGCCAGACCAAAAGUCAAGGUCAUAAACGGAUUGAAAGGACUCACGAAGAGUGUGACGUUAUUUGAUGCAACGGUAACGGAGAGCACAUCGGACAUGGCUUGCUUGACGCUGCUGAAGUGUAAAUGCAGACCCGAAGCGCAGGCGAGUCCGUACCCCUGGCCCACAUCGGGACCACAGCCAAAGAAGUCCACCUUACAACUCUAUGUGCUAGACAUCAGUCAGGCCACCACACAAGGACAGGUUAGCUGGCUUCCCGUCCCCGAUUCUACCCAUCCAGAUUUUCACGAAAGACCGAUAUCGGGCGUGGUACCAAGUCAGCACGGUCCACCUCCGGAUUCGACCAUCAUGGCUUCGUUGACAGCUGCACGUGGUGAACUUGUGAUGUUUGGUGGACUGGUUGAGAAUCGAAGCCAGACUUUGUUGAGAGGAAGGGGUUCAAGCGCCUCCUGGGAUUAUAAAGCCGUCAAUAAGAUCUAUUUCUCUUUCUAGUCAAUCAGGUGACAAGAGAUCUCCCUUCCUGUUGGACUUGUACAUGUACCUCUUCGUAGCUCAUGCCUUGAUAUCUUUCGUUAUAGGCAUUUCAAAGUAUGAAUCAAUUAUAUAUGAAAGAGUAUUAAUAAAAGGUAGAUUUUGUCUGAUGCAUUGCGACAACUCAUCUCUCUUUACAGUGAUGAAGAUAAUAUAAAGUUUGAAGAUUGUUUAUUUUCUAGGACUUGAUACAGAGUUCUAGGCUGGCAUUUAGUUUGUCUUCAUAAAUAAGCUUUUCACUUUCAAAAUUCAUAAGAAAAUAACUUACUGACAUACAAUUCUUAUAUUUAACCAUAUUUACAACUUGAAAUUUUAUUUUUGUGCAUACAUAAAAUGACAAAUAUUAGAAUUAAAUUCUAACAAAUAAAUUUUAACAUUACAAGAACUUGGAAGUUUAAAGAGAACGAUAUUGAAUUGCUUUUAGGCAUCAGACUGAGCAAUUUGUAAAUUAAAAAUGUUACCGAUUGCUUUAAGUUAGUAUGAAUGUUCCUUCAUGUCAAUCAAUCACUAUGUUCAUGAAAGCUGACACUGCAAUAUUAUGGUAAUGUACGAGGCACAUUGAUAUUAAAGCACUUUCCCUGUUCAUAUAUAUAAAUCAGAAUGCUACAAUAUUGGGGUAUUUUGACUCAACAGGGGUUUAGUCAGAAUGCUGUAAUCUACAUGGCCUAUGUAAUACCUGUCUCCAAAAGCAGACCAUUGUUCAUCUACACGUACAUGUACAUUACAAGGAUUUUGUGUAAUAAUAUUAAUGAAAUUAUCAUGCACAUAUAAUAUUAAAAAGGUGAGAACAUUUUGUAAAAAAAAAAAGAAGUAAUGUAUUGUUUUUGCUGAAGCAGUUUAUUUUUAAACAUAAAUUUUGUCUGGCUUCCUAUCUGAAAAAAUAAAAAUAAAAGGAGAGAGCAAAAUACUGGUUCAUUUACUGAAUCCUUUUCAUGCAUGCCAUCAAAAAGAUUACAGUCACGGAAUAACUGCAACAAUUCUGGCUUUUAAGCAUAGAGCUGGCAUUUACAUGUUCAUGUGUGAAUAGGGUAAAUGAGAAUACAUUAGUCUGCACUGGGAGAUAUUUGAACCCCAAAUUGGAAUGUUAGGGGUUAAACAUUUCCAGGUUUAGGGUCUUUUAAAUCUGUGCCAUUCGAUGAUAUUGAUCUGUGCAAUUAGCGGUUGCCAACCUGUAAUCAGAUCCUGCUUUCGCCCUCAAGAAUGAAAAUAGUGGUUGAAAUGUUCUUCAUUCUUGCUAGGUCCUCUUAGCUUGCCUUUUAAAAACUUCUUUGAGAUUUACACAUGUAUGUUUCUUUUUUUUAUUGCCUUGUCUGUUCUGUCAUUCCUUUGUCCUUGUCCUUUAAGGGCUAUUAUGUUUUCUUCUUUAUCUGUCACUUUGCUUCUAGUAUUGUUGAUCAUGGAUUUUUUUUUGCUUUUCAUAAUUUCUCUUUGUAUGUGUAUUUCUCUCUUUCUUCCUUGUGUAGUGUAUGAGUCUGUAUAUCUGAACACCUAGCAGCAUACUUCUCCACAUCUGCAAAGAAACUGUGUUCACCUACAUAAAAAAUGAUUAAUUCAGGCUUUUUUUGUUCAGAUGUUGCACGGCAAAUCUCUGCAAGUAAGCAAAACUUUUUGUGUACAAAGUCAAUGUGAUACCAGCCUUUUAAUCACAGAGACAAACAACUUUUUAAGUUGCAAGGUAAAAUAAAAUGCAUACAAAACAAAUUCCUUAAAACUUGAGUGAACAGUACUGCCAUGGUGGGUGUAUCAUGAAGUAAGUUAUGAAUGACUUUAUGCGAGACUGGUAACCCUUUCUUGUGCUAAAUGCAGUUGACGUAGCCCCUAUAAAGUAAGAACAUGUUCUUCUUGUGGGUAUAGUCAUGCAUAAACUUACAACUUUAUGAAACGCCCAUGAAAGUUAAAUGUACAACUAUGGGGGGGGGGGGGGGGGUAGGAGAAUGUGUAGGGUACAUGUGUGAAAGAAAACAAUAUUUAAUAAAAUGUAUAUUUAUAUAUGUAUUGUGCAAUUUAUCAAUUACACAAUUUAAUUCGAUCAUACAGAUAUUUGAUGAGUUAGUAUUGCACCACGGAAAAGUAUUAUUUCUAAAGAGUUGCACCAAGUAUUAAUCAUACUAUAGAAUGAACCUUACAUGGUAUAAAAAUGUGUAUGGAUUGAUGUUUCUGUAUCAUCAAAAACAAAAUUGUAAACUUAAUAUUACAAAGAAAAUACAAUAAUACCUUGAUUUUGCUAUUUGUAAAGGAUCCACUUCAAGCACAAGAGGUAUGGCAUGCAAAGCACAACUUGUCUUAUAAUCGAGAAAACAUGUAAAGGCAUUGUUAACAUCGAUUUGACUUGAAAAAAAUCUGAGCAGUAAGGACACACUUGUCACUUGUGUCUGUGGUAUGUGUCAAAGUGAAGCCCAGAAAAAAAUGCACCUGAAUAUCAAUAUUAACAUGUAGUACUUCAAAAGAGCGGAAAAUAAUGUGAAUGGAAAUAUCUCAAUUUUAUAUCAUACACUACAUGUGUAUUCAAAGACUCUCCAUCAGAUGUGCUAAAUGAUGAUUUUUCAGUUACAGAGAUCUUGAAAGUCUCUGCAGGAAUUCGCUCUUUUCCUUUAUUUUGUAAAAACAUUAGCAAAUACAACACACAUUAACAGUUCAGGAUUUUUUUUAGUAAGACCUUUGUAAUGCUAACGAAUGCCUUUCAAGUAUAUCAGUAUUUUUGGAUUACACAAAGAUAACAAAAAGGACAUUAUGUAUAUUCUAAUACGUUUGUCAAUUAAGAUG